UUUUUUGUUCCUUUUGUUUUAUUAAAUGUCAGUUUAUUCAUAUCAUGGGGAAAGAUUAUUACCAAAUCCUAGGUCUGAAUCAAACCGCAACAGACGAUGAAAUCAAGCGGGCUUAUCGCCGACUGGCACUUAAGUACCACCCUGAUAAGAAUCAAUCAGCCGAUGCUGAUUCCCGCUUUCGGGAAAUUGCCGAAGCCUAUGAAGUGCUUUCAGACAAACGUAAACGUGACAUAUUCGACCGCUACGGCGAAGAAGGUCUCAAAGGUGGUCCAACCGGGCAAACUGAUGGUACAGACGGAAGCACCCACUUCCAUUACGAAUUUCACGGUGAUCCACGUGCUACCUUUGCGCAGUUCUUCGGCAAUUCAAACCCAUUUGGUUCAUUUUUUGGUGAUGAUGACUUUGGUAUGUUUUCAUUUACUGGUGGUGGCCCAACGUUACAAUCGGAUAGAACUCUACAACAAGACAAUGCAAUUGAGCACGAGAUCCAGGUCAGUCUAGAGGAGGUACUCCUUGGAGUGUGUAAAAAGAUGCGCGUGACUCGGAAGAUCUAUGAUUGUCGAGGUGCGUUCAAAACGGAAGAAAAAUUACAUGAGAUCUACGUUAAACCCGGUUGGAAAGCGGGUACCAAGAUUACCUUCGCCAAGGAAGGUGACAGAUAUCCGAAUCGCAUACCAGCUGAUAUAGUUUUUGUAAUUCGGGACAAACCACAUUUGUUGUUUGGUCGGUCAGGUGAAGAUAUCACUUUCCGAGCGAAGAUUACCCUCAAACAAGCGUUGUGUGGAUUUUCCAUGAACAUACCCACUUUACAACCGUCUGAUGGUAAUAUCCUCUUGAAGAUUGACAAGGAGAUAAUCACUCCCCGGACGGUAAAGAAAUUCAACGGAUAUGGUUUACCUUUCAUAAAAGACCCAUUGAGACGUGGUAGUCUUGUGGUGACCUUUGAUAUUGUCUUUCCUCAACAGUUGACUACUGAUCAGGCUGGUGUUCUGCGAGAAAUUCUGUAACCUCUAGUGAAUACAUUAAAAGUUGUGAAAAGUCAA
Dalotia coriaria is the source of this 1043-nucleotide messenger RNA. Its product is annotated as dnaJ protein homolog 1-like. The transcript has a single exon. NCBI's taxonomy places the organism in Eukaryota, Metazoa, Arthropoda, Insecta, Coleoptera, Staphylinidae. Gene Ontology annotation, cellular component: cytosol. The record is from RefSeq and is a predicted model, not a curated record. Bases 45 to 1007 code for a protein of 320 amino acids. Gene Ontology annotation, molecular function: protein-folding chaperone binding.